This is a messenger RNA of Carassius auratus (goldfish), 762 nucleotides long. Its product is annotated as oligodendrocyte transcription factor 1-like. Gene Ontology annotation, cellular component: nucleus. Gene Ontology annotation, molecular function: E-box binding; DNA-binding transcription factor activity, RNA polymerase II-specific; protein dimerization activity. The coding region runs from base 64 to 762 and encodes 232 amino acids. Gene Ontology annotation, biological process: axon development; positive regulation of transcription by RNA polymerase II; sensory organ development. The record is from RefSeq and is a predicted model, not a curated record. Lineage: Eukaryota; Metazoa; Chordata; Actinopteri; Cypriniformes; Cyprinidae. The transcript is spliced from 2 exons.
UUUAUUGUUACUCAAAGAAUCCCUGGAAGAAGAUCUGGAGUGUGUGGACCAAGAGCUUGAAGAAUGCAGGCUGUGUCUGGUUUUAGGUGCAAAGAGCAGGGCGAGGGCUCUUUGCAGCAACUCAUGCCAAGAAUGGUACGGGUAACAGGAGGAUCAGGCUCCGGUGCUGGGGUUCUCCAAGGGCCUCAGAGAUCUUCUAAACCCCCUCGUGAGCUUAGUGUGGAAGAGCAACAGGAGCUACGGAGAAAGAUCAACAGUCGUGAGAGAAAGAGAAUGCAGGACCUUAACGUGGCCAUGGAUGCUUUACGGGAGGUCAUGGUGCCCUACUCUUCUUCCACUGGUGUGGGUGGAGCACUGCAGUACCCUUACCUCCCUCCUGGAGCCCCUCCGACCGGGCGCCGCCUGUCUAAGAUCUCUACGCUGGUGCUGGCCCGUAACUACAUCCUGCUCCUAGGCUCCUCCUUGCAGGAGAUGAGGCGUCUGUUGGGCGAGGUCAGCAUCGGGAUGGGCGCCAGCGGGACUGUACCACGUCUGCUGCUGACAGGAGGGUGGCCAUUUCUUACCGGGCCAGGACAGCUUCUGCUUUCCCCUCCUGAGCAGCAAAUGGGUGCAGCAAAGUGCCCUCUUCUGCCUCAGGGUACUCAGGAGGAGCCCUUGGCAUGGGGGUCAGGCAGCAUGUCGGUGAGCCCGGUGUGCCAGUGUGGGGUGUGCCGGACCCCACGGGUGGUGCAUGUUAAUCCCACCACACGCUUCCCAAAAUGA